This is a messenger RNA of Metschnikowia bicuspidata var. bicuspidata NRRL YB-4993, 1941 nucleotides long. RefSeq names its product Ybp1p (gene YBP1). The transcript has 2 exons. The record is from RefSeq and is a predicted model, not a curated record. Gene Ontology annotation, biological process: cellular response to oxidative stress. The coding region runs from base 1 to 1941 and encodes 646 amino acids. NCBI's taxonomy places the organism in Eukaryota, Fungi, Ascomycota, Pichiomycetes, Serinales, Metschnikowiaceae. Gene Ontology annotation, cellular component: cytoplasm.
AUGUCUGACUCGGAGGCAGAAGUUUCGCUGGUGUCCAGUGGUGGUACCCUUGAAGCGUUCAAUCUAGACCAGAUUCUCCAGGUGCUCAAAGACUCGGCCCAAGAUGCAAUUGAAACCAAGGACUUCUUGUCUUACUCGACAGUGUUGGAUAUCCAUCUCUCGGAACUAGGCAGAUUUUCUGCAGACGAAAGAGAAAUAUUGCUCCAGCAGUUGCUCGACUCCUUGAGUAGCAACCACGAGCUUGUAGCAGAAGUUGGAUGGGACAUUCCUGCACUUCUUAUUCCGUUUGUGGACUCCGAUUUUGCCUUUGUUGGCGGGAUCCGUGAUGCGCCUUGUGUGUACAAGGUGCUCAAGAUUUUCGAGGUGCUUGCGCUCCAUGGGAAUGCCAAGGAGCUUUUCCUCAAAUCCACUGAGCUCUUGAGCUCCUUGAAGCGGGACGAACGGGCUGAAAACCCGCUCUUUGCAGAGAAGUUCUACGAAAUCAAGCUCUACUGUAUCUUCGAACUCAUCACGAGCUCGAUGCGCCGGGUCCACACGUUGUACCCGUCGCGCUUCUUGGCAAUGACCGUCUCCAGCUUCAUCAACCAGCUCUUUCUCAAUCCGUUGGAUGACCCCACAAGCUUUAAUUUUGUGAUGAAACGUAUGUACGGCUUUGCUCGCAAUUACGUGUCUCCACCCAAGCCCGAGAAGACCGAUUUGCCUGCGGAGGACUUGAAGAAAAUUGAAGACGACGAGAACUUCUUGCUGAGGAAGCUCUUGACCGCACUCCUCACUGAAGGCACGUUCAUGGCCAUGCGUCUCACUUGGAUCGGGUUCACUGUCUCUUACUUCAACCAUCUUCAUAAAAUUCUAGUGGUGGAUCAAAAGUCUGUGCUGGACUAUGAGUUGGACAUGCCUGUGUUGAACAGACUCAACGAGUUGGCGCUCUCGUUCGACUUGGCGCCCCAUCAGGAUUUUGAGGAUUUCGUGACCCUGUCUGAAAAAUUGGUUGACUUCGAUGCUGCCGCAGCUUCAGAGGGCGAGUCUUUCAGCAGCGAAUUGUUUGAGAGGCUUGUGGUGGACUAUCAAAACUUAUUUUCCAACUGCAUUGUCAACGCUAAGACGGGUGCGGUGGCCGAUUCCUUGGGUGGAAACCUCCUUCUAUAUACCUACGAAAUGAGCUCAAGAAACGCCGUGGGGGCUGCGAACAUCUCGCUAAAACAAUCCAUCGCAAUGGCCAUCCGCGUGAUUGUGCCAGGUAUUGUUCAUCCUUCUCUUCAUCACAGGGGAAUGCUUGACUUGGCUGUUUUUUGGUGUUGGCACGUGGUCCAGACCCUAUUGAAGAAACCAAAGCAACUCGAACUAGAGUUAUCCUCUGUCCCUAAGGUUAUUAUGGUGACGUUUUUACAGGCCUUGGUCUACGCUGUAUCUUCCACGAGUCCAAGCUCGAAGUUCCGGUACGUGACACUCACUUUAUUGACAAAGGUUUUGUCUGCCGUGCCGGAAGAUGCAGCUUAUUCCUUCAUCAUCAACGCAUUGCGUGAGUGUCCUUUCAAAGGUGCCAAACCUGUUCUUGUUGGUGUGCUCAGGGUUUUAAUAGUGAGCGAUAAAAAGGUUGAUGAGCUCAGUGAGACUUUGGGAUCGCUAGACAUCGGUAAGGACUCUUCUGAGAACAAAAGUGCACCACCGCUUCCGGCUCGUACUCCAAAAGAGAAGACUAAGUUCAUCACUCUCACAAAGACUAGAACGGAGGACAUUUUGUCCCUAGUCGACCAGUACAUCAACUUGACCUUUGAAGAAUGUGAUGGAGUUACUCAACCAGAAAAGCUCGAGAGGAUUACCAACAUGACAGAGAAAAACGUGUCCCUGGUGGAGGAGAAUUUCAAAGGCGAGGGUCAGAAUCGCAUACCUCUCAACGCUGUCAUGGUAUUGCGAGUCGCUCUCACUAGACUUUCAGAAUAA